AUGACCAAAAAACAAAAUCAGAUAACUACCAUCCAGGAAACCUUACCGCCAAAAACCAUCCAGAAAACCCUACCUCCAAAUAACAUCCAGGAAGCCUUUCCUCAAAAUACCUUCCAGGAAACCCUUUUUCCGAAUAAAAACAAGGAAACCCUACCUCCAAAUACCAUCGAGGAAACCCUACCUCCAAAUGCCAUCCAGGAAACCAUAUCUCCAAUGCAAUCCAAUAAACCUUACCGCAAAAUGCCAUCCAGGAAACCCUACCUCCAAAUACCAUCCAAGAAACCCUACCGAGAAAUACCAACCAGGAAACCCUAUCUCCAAAUACCAUCCAGGAAACCCUACCAAGAAAUACCAUCCAGGAAACCCUACCUUGAAAUAACAUCCAGGAAACCCUACCAAGAAAUACCAACCAGGAAACCCUACCAAGAAAUACUAUCCAGGAAACCCUACUGCCGAAUACCAUCCAAGGAACCCUACCUUGAAAUAACAUCCAGGAAACCCUACCUCCAAAUACCAUCCAGGAAACCCUACUGCCGAAUACCAUCCAAGGAACCCUACCUUGAAAUAACAUCCAGGAAACCCUACCUCCAAAUACCAUCCAGGAAACCCUACUGCCGAAUACCAUCCAAGGAACCCUACCUUGAAAUAACAUCCAGGAAACCCUACCUCCAAAUACCAUCCAGGAAACCCUAUCUCCAAAUACCAUCCAGGAAACCUUACCUAGAAAUACCAUCCAGGAAACCCUACCAAGAAAUACCAACCAUGAAAACCAACCUCCAAAUACCAUCCAGGAAACCCUACUGCCGAAUACCAUCCAAGGAACCCUACCUUGAAAUACCAUCAAGGAAACCAUACUGCCGAAUACCAUCCAAGGAACCCUACCUUGAAAUAACAUCCAGGAAACCCUACCUAGAAAUACCAUCCAGGAAACCCUACUGCUGA
Molecule: messenger RNA, 942 nt
Organism: Eurytemora carolleeae
Lineage: Eukaryota; Metazoa; Arthropoda; Copepoda; Calanoida; Temoridae
Product: aggrecan core protein-like
Exons: 1
Coding region: 1-942 (313 amino acids)
Source: RefSeq, a predicted model, not a curated record